UAAACAGAGAGAGCGAGGGCACACUUCUGCUAUCACUAGGAUGUGUGUGCUUUGAACUGCGUAUGCAAGCCAGACAACACGACUCAAAAAUGAUAACUUGGUGAAACGAACACUUGCAAGCACACCCGGAAAGAAGAGUUCCUUCCCUGUGGUCACCUACAUACAGCCACUGCCUCUAAUUGACUGCCCACUAAAGAAAGACCUGCAUAGCGGACUACGGCUCAAGAAAAAGGGCAGAACGGUUCCUAUUCUCCCAGCUGAAAGCCCCCUCAAACACCUGACCCUGAUGGGGGAGACUGCCUGAAACACUCCCUCCCUCCUUUGUCCGACAAGGAGCCGACCUGUAGCAGGGAGGAGGAGGAGUGGGAGGAGAGGAGGAGAGGGAGAAGAGGAGGUGGUGGUCCCGGAGGAGGAGGAGGUGGUGGUGGAGGAGGAGGAGGACGCAGGGAGGCGGCGGAGCGGCGCUAGUAGCGGCAGCAGCAGCAGCAGGAGCAGCAUGUCGUCCAACAGGAACCCCAACCCUCACGGGCUCAAGCAGAUCGGGCUGGACCAGAUCUGGGACGACCUACGGGCUGGCAUCCAGCAGGUCUACACCCGGCAGAGCAUGGCCAAGUCCCGCUACAUGGAACUCUACACACAUGUUUAUAAUUACUGCACAAGCGUCCACCAGUCCAACCAGGCGCGCGGGGCCGGUGUGCCCACCUCCAAGCCCUCUAAGAAGACGCCCACGCCGGGGGGAGCCCAGUUCGUAGGCCUGGAGCUCUACAAGAGACUGAAGGAAUUCCUCAAGAACUACUUGACAAACCUCCUCAAGGAUGGGGAAGACCUGAUGGAUGAGAGUGUUCUGAAGUUUUACACGCAGCAGUGGGAGGACUACCGCUUCUCCAGUAAAGUGCUGAACGGCAUCUGUGCCUACCUCAACAGACACUGGGUGCGGCGGGAGUGCGACGAGGGACGCAAGGGCAUCUACGAGAUCUACUCGCUGGCAUUGGUUACAUGGAGAGAUUGUCUGUUCCGACCUCUAAACAAGCAGGUGACCAAUGCCGUGUUGAAGCUGAUUGAGAAGGAGCGUAAUGGAGAGACCAUCAACACUCGCCUCAUCAGCGGAGUCGUCCAGUCAUACGUGGAGCUGGGUCUGAAUGAAGACGAUGCCUUUGCCAAGGGCCCCACCUUAUCCGUGUACAAAGAGUACUUUGAGAGCCAGUUCCUGGCCGACACCGAGCGCUUCUACACAAGGGAAAGCACAGAGUUCCUGCAACAAAACCCCGUCACAGAAUACAUGAAGAAGGCGGAGACGAGGCUGUUGGACGAGCAGCGUCGCGUGCAGGUGUAUCUCCACGAGAGCACUCAGGAUGAACUAGCACGCAAGUGUGAACAGGUGCUCAUCGAGAAACACCUGGAGAUCUUCCACACAGAGUUCCAGAACCUCCUGGAUGCAGACAAGAAUGAAGACCUGGGCCGUAUGUACAACCUGGUGUCCCGCAUCACUGACGGCCUGGGAGAGCUGAAGAAGUUGCUUGAGACCCACAUCCACAACCAGGGCCUGGCCGCCAUCGAGAAGUGUGGUGACGCAGCUCUCAACGAUCCCAAAAUGUAUGUGCAGACCAUACUGGACGUGCACAAGAAAUACAACGCCCUGGUGAUGUCGGCAUUCAACAACGACGCAGGCUUUGUCGCAGCACUAGAUAAGGCGUGUGGGCGGUUCAUUAAUAACAAUGCGGUGACCAGGAUGGCGCAGUCCUCCAGCAAGUCCCCAGAGCUGCUGGCCAGAUACUGUGACUCGCUGCUCAAGAAGAGUUCAAAGAAUCCAGAGGAGGCCGAACUGGAGGACACUCUGAACCAAGUGAUGGUGGUUUUCAAGUACAUCGAGGACAAGGACGUCUUCCAGAAGUUCUAUGCCAAGAUGCUGGCCAAGAGGCUGGUCCACCAGAACAGCGCCAGCGAUGACGCCGAGGCCAGCAUGAUCUCCAAACUUAAGCAAGCGUGUGGUUUUGAGUACACGUCCAAGCUGCAGCGCAUGUUCCAGGAUAUCGGGGUCAGCAAAGAUCUGAACGAGCAGUUCAAGAAGCACCUCACCAACUCUGAGCCUCUAGACUUGGAUUUCAGCAUCCAGGUGCUCAGCUCUGGUUCCUGGCCCUUCCAGCAGUCCUGCACUUUUGCUUUACCGUCCGAGCUGGAACGAAGUUACCAAAGAUUCACAGCCUUCUACGCCAGUAGGCACAGCGGCCGCAAGCUGACCUGGCUCUACCACCUGUCCAAAGGGGAGCUGGUCACCAACUGCUUCAAGAACAGAUACACCCUGCAGGCGUCCACAUUCCAGAUGGCCAUCCUGCUUCAGUUCAACACGGAGGACACGUACACUGUACAGCAGCUGGCAGACAGCACACAGAUCAAGAUGGAUAUUUUGGUGCAAGUGUUGCAGAUUCUUCUCAAGUCCAAGCUGCUGGUCCUGGAGGAUGAGAAUGCCAAUGUGGAUGAGGUGGACUUCAAGCCUGAAACCAUGAUCAAACUAUUUCUGGGAUACAAGAAUAAGAAGCUGCGUGUGAAUAUCAACGUGCCCAUGAAGACCGAACAGAAGCAGGAGCAGGAGACCACUCACAAGAACAUCGAGGAGGACCGCAAACUCCUCAUACAGGCUGCUAUCGUGCGCAUCAUGAAGAUGAGGAAGGUCCUGAAGCAUCAGCAGCUGUUGGCAGAGGUCCUCAACCAGCUCUCUUCACGCUUCAAACCCCGCGUCCCCGUCAUCAAGAAAUGCAUCGACAUCCUGAUCGAGAAGGAGUACCUGGAACGCGUGGACGGAGAGAAGGACACCUACAGCUACCUGGCCUAAACCUUUUAACCAUUUAUUUUUCAAGUUUUGUUUUAUUUCCAGUUUAUUAUUUUCAAAACGUUUCUCAAGUUAAGGAAAGAAGGAAAAACAAAAUAAAAUCCCCUCCACCUCGAGACUCCACUCGCUCGGUUGUUCAGUGUUGCAAAGGAAUGUUGUGGUGUGUGUCCGAUCCAAGAGGAACUUCUUCCUUCCGUCUCUUUUUAUCCAGGAUGUUUUGUGUUCAAAUCCCUCUACAUGCUGCUGCUGACCCACGCACAGCGGCAGUGCUGGACCCCCCCUGCCCACACAGAAAGUUGAGGGUUUGGAUCUGCCCGCCUGUAGGGGUGAGGGUCCGGAACCCUUGCCUACCUGUAGGGGUGAGGCCUUCGAUCUUAUGCCCGUACUUUUAUGAUGGAAGAUUUGGACCUCCUCCUACUCGAAGGAUGACUGAAGGUUUGGAUCUCAUGCCCAUCUGUAAGGGUAAAGUUUCGGACUUCAUGUCUACCCAGAGGGUGGUUCCACUAUGGGGGGCAUGAGGGUUCGUGCUGCCAGUCUACACCUGCCCUGCCCACCCCCGUCCUUGCCCCCCUUAUGCCCAGCGCAUCGCACCCAUUCAGCAUCCCUUGCUGACCGCCCCCCCCUCCCCUCGAACUGCUCAGGACUACCACAAAUGCACCGAUCAUCUGUACAUAUGUACAUGGACCGCCGCCUCCCACACACAAACAGACACAGACGGACACAAUACUCAACACUCACCCCUGUCCAGCACCCUCCCCACCCCCAUUUACAAUCCCAAUACUCGCCCUGGACCACCACCCUCCCCCUCCUCACACCUGCCACCACCAGCCCCCAUCUGCAAUCCCAAACCCAUGAGCUGGGUUGCAUGCUACUGCCUAUCAGUGAAAAGAAACUUUAAAAAAACAAAACAAAGUUUAGAAAUGAAUUGAAGUCAUGUGGCUGCCUCUGAAGACUAUAGGCUGCUGCUGUCGCCACCGUCGGCACGGACAGGGCAUGAGAGCAGGAAUGGUUUAAAAUGUUUAAAAGAACAAAAACGUGAAUUGAGUUUCCUUUCUUUUUGCAGCACUUUUAAGUCCGAUUUAGGCCGUUAGAAAACCGUAAUCUGAAUUUGUUAACUUGCUUCAAGGAAAAAAACAACCCAUUUGUAUAGUGUGGUUCAUUUUUUAUGUGUUAAAUAAAGAAAAACCUUUAUGUA
Messenger RNA from Engraulis encrasicolus (European anchovy), 4022 nucleotides. It is a transcript of the gene cul1b, whose product is annotated as cullin 1b. Lineage: Eukaryota; Metazoa; Chordata; Actinopteri; Clupeiformes; Engraulidae. Gene Ontology annotation, molecular function: ubiquitin protein ligase binding; protein-macromolecule adaptor activity. Gene Ontology annotation, cellular component: SCF ubiquitin ligase complex. The coding region runs from base 497 to 2830 and encodes 777 amino acids. Gene Ontology annotation, biological process: SCF-dependent proteasomal ubiquitin-dependent protein catabolic process; protein ubiquitination. The transcript has 22 exons. The record is from RefSeq and is a predicted model, not a curated record.